This is a messenger RNA of Zea mays, 939 nucleotides long. RefSeq lists its product as uncharacterized. NCBI's taxonomy places the organism in Eukaryota, Viridiplantae, Streptophyta, Magnoliopsida, Poales, Poaceae. Bases 216 to 701 code for a protein of 161 amino acids. The transcript has 5 exons. The record is from RefSeq and is marked provisional.
UGCUCUACUCCCCAGUCCCCAGACCCCAGUCCCCCACUCGGACCUGGGGGGCAUCGCACCGAGGACGACCUCACGCUGGGGCGGGCCUUGGUAUAUUCCUUCUCCUCCCUGCUCGGUUUAGCACGCCCGCUUCCAGCACGCAUCCUCCCCUCCUCCCGUCUCAAGGGAUAGCAGGGUGCAGCGGCUCGAAGCUGGAGGAAGCGGACGGGUUCGCCAUGGGGUCCGAGGGAUCCUCGGGUCCAGUUGUCGUUCCCAGAAACUUUAGGCUGCUAGAAGAACUAGAACGUGGUGAGAAGGGCAUUGGUGAUGGAACUGUGAGCUAUGGGAUGGACGAUGCUGAUGACAUAUUUAUGCGGUCCUGGACAGGAACUAUCAUUGGUCCUCCCAACACUGUUCACGAGGGACGAAUCUAUCAGUUAAAGCUGUUUUGUGAUACAGAUUAUCCAGAUAAACCACCGACUGUCCGAUUCCAGACUCGGAUCAAUAUGACAUGUGUGAACCAAGAAACUGGAUUGGUUGAACCAAGUCUAUUUCCUAUGCUUGGAAAGUGGGAAAGGGAACAUACGAUGGAGGACAUUCUGACCAGCUUAAAAAGGGAGAUGUCAACUCCACAGAAUCGCAGGCUGUACCAACCUCAUGAAGGCAAUGAAGACCAAAGAGUAGAGCAGAAAGGGGUGUCUCUUAGAUGUGUCAUCAUGUAAUCUAUGUGCGUUGCAAUGUACAGCAUUAUUGAAUUGAGCAGCGAGAUGCCGAGGUGAGAGACCCUCUCAGGAAAUCAUGUGGUUCGCCUUAAUGUUAAUGGUGCCACCAUCGCAAUAAAAGCGUCGAUGAUUGUUAAAGUGCCUGCACACCAUGUAACGUGUAACCCAGUUCGUUCAGAUUCUGUGAAAGACAACGAGUUCAGUGUCUGUUUGUUAAGGGCUGGCUCUAGGCCUGGUU